Rhizophagus irregularis DAOM 181602=DAOM 197198 is the source of this 539-nucleotide messenger RNA. NCBI's taxonomy places the organism in Eukaryota, Fungi, Glomeromycota, Glomeromycetes, Glomerales, Glomeraceae. The record is from RefSeq and is a predicted model, not a curated record.
UCAUGCGAAUAAAUAUAUCCUUUACGAAGAAAAAAAGAUUGUUUAGAAAUGUAAUUCGAAAUCAUCGGGGAAAGAGCGAGAUAGCUUAUGACAUACCCAAAAAUCUAGAAUUUCCUUCCUACAACCUGAAGAAAUAUAAAAAGAUCCGACCCAAGAUAUAUCGAUCCAAAAUAGACAUUGAAUCUCGCCAUUAUCAUCAGCUUCUUCAUCUUAUCCUUCUUCCCACCAACUUUUUUAAUUUACUUGUUGGUUUUGUACUGAUGAUGCGACUAAUCUCACUAUAAUAGGGCCGACAGGUGCAUCACCCUUAUUUUAUUCAAUGGUCACUACUCGCCCACACCCAAUUUCGACCGAAAAAGGUAGACUUCAUUAGCCCCUCAUAUUUGGACCUGACGUUUUGCUAAUCAGUUCUUUCGGGCCUGAUUGGCCUGAUUGACCAUCAGUUUUUUUUGCUCUUUUUCUUCUGAUUGGCCUGACUGGCAUCAGUUUUAGUCGUCCGUUUUGCAAUUGUUGGUCAUGCUACUUCUCGCGUUUAAAAA